Gopherus flavomarginatus (Mexican gopher tortoise) is the source of this 7500-nucleotide messenger RNA. It is a transcript of the gene AIFM3, whose product is annotated as apoptosis inducing factor mitochondria associated 3. The record is from RefSeq and is a predicted model, not a curated record. NCBI's taxonomy places the organism in Eukaryota, Metazoa, Chordata, Testudines, Testudinidae. The transcript has 21 exons. Gene Ontology annotation, cellular component: cytoplasm; mitochondrion. Gene Ontology annotation, biological process: execution phase of apoptosis. Gene Ontology annotation, molecular function: flavin adenine dinucleotide binding; 2 iron, 2 sulfur cluster binding; oxidoreductase activity, acting on NAD(P)H. Bases 540 to 2408 code for a protein of 622 amino acids.
AAGGUGCGUGAAGUUCUUUAGCAAGCCAGAGUGACUCUAAAGGUAGGGACAGCCCUAGCAGCAGCUAAAUGAAAGUGGGUGGGCUACGGGAGAAUUCCUGCCGCCCUGGCAUUCUGAGCUACUUUAUUAAGACUGCAUGCAGCCCAAGAGAACUGGCUGUACUCCCUGCUGCAAGCCUAGGACAAGCUGCAUUACACACGCUGUAGCUCGGCUCUAGCCUCUUCUAAAUUGGAAUACAAUGCAAAGGAUUUCCAGUCUCCCUUUCUGCUGCCUGAAGGGACUCUGAGCAGCUUUCUUGUAACCUUAUGUUUUAGUUUCACUGUGGCACCAGGCUUUCCGCUCAGGUUAUGAAGGCAGCCUUAUACUCCCGCUGGCAUGACUGGCCAGUGUACCAUGAAAGGACAUACCAGUCUUCCUGGUGAGCUGAUUGCUCACUUUAAGCCCUAAUGGUCUAUCCCUUCUGAAGACUGGGCUGAAGUAUCCACUAGCUGACUUGCCUCCUAUUCCUGCUGUGAUUCCCUCCUUCUACUUGGCGCGCCAUGGGAGGAUGCUUCUCCAAACCAAAACCAGAACUGCACUGCUCCCAGGCUCAGCCCCGAAGGCACCGCUGUACACUUUCUAUCUGCCCUCCGGAUCCUCAUGUUGAAGUGAAAAUUGAGGUGGUGCUACCAGAGAAAGAGAGGGCCAAGGAAGAGAUGUCACCCAAUGGGAAAGCCAGUCCACUUGUUUACAAAGUCAAUGGGACUGCCCGGCAUUACCACCUUGAAGAACAUCCCAUCACCAUCAACCCCUACCAGAAUGUCAAGGAUGUAGUGGAAGCCUCUGUGUGUCAUGUGAAGGACCUUGAGAAUGGACAGAUGCGCGAAGUAGACCUGGGUUGUGGGAAGGCUCUGCUGAUAAAGGAAAAUGGAGACUACUAUGCAAUGGGACACAAAUGCCCUCACUACGGAGCCCCACUGGUGAAAGGGGUUUUAUCCAAAGGAAGAGUGCGCUGUCCCUGGCACGGGGCUUGUUUCAGCAUUGGCACUGGUGAUAUAGAGGACUUUCCUGGCUUGGACAGCUUACCCAAAUUCCAGGUGAAAAUCGAGAAGGAGAAAGUGUACAUCCGAGCGAGCAAACAGGCUCUUCUGACGCAAAGAAGGACAAAGGUUAUGGCAAAAUGUAUCUCCCUCAGCAACUACAAUAUCAGUAGCACCAACGUGCUGAUCAUCGGAGCAGGUGCUGCUGGAUUAGUUUGUGCAGAGACCUUAAGACAGGAAGGUUUCUCCGACAGGAUCGUCAUGUGCACAAUGGACAGACACUUACCCUAUGACCGACCCAAGCUAAGUAAGUCAAUGGAUUCCCACUUAGAUCAGAUCACCUUGCGCCCUAAGGAAUUCUUCCGUACAAAUGACAUUGAGGUCCUGACUGAAACACAGGUUGCGGCUGUGGACAUCAAGAACAAGAUAGCUGUGUUCAAGGAUGGAUUUAAGAUGGACUAUAACAAACUGCUGAUAGCAACUGGAAACACGCCCAAAGCCCUUAGCUGUAAAGGCAAAGAAGUUGAGAAUGUUUUCAACAUCCGAACCCCUGAAGAUGCCAACCGGGUAGUGAAAUUGGCCAGCAGCAAGAAUGCAGUUAUAGUGGGAGCCUCUUUCCUUGGGAUGGAGGUGGCAGCCUACCUGACAGAGAAGGCCCAUUCCGUGUCUGUGGUUGAGCUGGAAGAAGUGCCUUUCAAGAAGUUCUUUGGGGAAAAGGUUGGCCAAGCUCUCAUGAAGAUGUUUGAAAACAACAGGGUGAAGUUCUACAUGCAAACUGAAGUGUCUGAGCUGCGGGAGCAGGAGGGCAAGCUUAAGGAAGUUGUCCUGAAGAAUGGGAAAGUCCUCCGUGCGGAUGUCUGUGUCAUCGGCAUAGGUGCAAGUCCAGCAACAGGAUUUCUGAAGCAAAGCGGCAUUAACAUUGAUUCCAAAGGCUUCAUUGUCGUUAACAAGAUGAUGCAGACCAACAUCCCAGGAGUUUUUGCGGCUGGUGAUGCUGUCACCUUUCCACUGGCCUUGCGUAACAACAAGAAGGUGAACAUCCCUCACUGGCAGAUGGCACAUGUGCAUGGCCGCAUAGCAGCUCUGAACAUGCUGGCCCAUGGCACGGAGAUCAGCACUGUCCCCUACCUGUGGACGGCUGUGUUUGGGAAGAGCAUACGAUAUGCAGGCCACGGGGAAGGAUUUGAUGAUGUCGUCUUUCAAGGCGAUUUAGAUGAACUGAAGUUCGUGGCAUUUUACACCAAGAAUGAGGAGGUGAUUGCUGUGGCUAGUAUGAACUAUGACCCGAUUGUGUCCAAAGUCGCUGAGGUCAUGGCCUCUGGGAGAGCAAUCAGAAAACGAGAUGUGGAAACUGGAGACAUGUCUUGGUUAACUGGAAAAGGCUCUUAACAUGGAAGAAACUGAUUUCUGCUGAGGCUGCACUUGCCCCAGAGGAGACCGGGAUGACCAGGAGGCUCCGCUGCUAAAUGCAAAUCUAAUCAGCUGAGUCAUUGCCUCCCUCACGCUUUGAAGAAUCCAGCAUCUUUCACUGAACCAUUAUAUUCCCAACAACGCCCUCUGUACACACAGCUGGUGGUUCUGACGCACCAGUGGCAACCUGCAUGCGUGGGCUCUGCAGAGUUUAAAAACCCUAUGGAAACACAAGGAGAAUACAAGAUCCCCGAGGAAGCACUGACUUGCCCUGGUCUUCAGAGUCUGAAGCAAGCACAUGCUCUAGCACCGACAGCUGCAUCUCUCCACGAGCCCUGCUGGCUGCAGGGACAUGUGGCGAAUAGAACGGAACUUACUGGCACUUUCUUCUGGUAGGGAGGGACUGCCUGCCAAAACAAGGCAAACUAGUCAUCCUGGCUGCAUGAUAAAGUUGGCCCCCUCCCUGGGACAUGUCUGCUCCCCCUAUAAACAAUACCACAGCCUUUCACUGCACCCCAUGCUCCCGACUGCACCCACAAUACGCACCCAACUAGCCUACCCCUCACACACACGCCACUCACAUCCAAGCAUGCCCUCACCAACACCCUGCAUCACUCUCCAACCUGCACCAACCCCCCUGCUCUCCCCUAGACACCUUAUGGUGCCACCCUCACACAACCGCUUGCCCCCCCCCCGAAUUCCCCCAACCACAUUCACUUUCCACCCACAGUGUCAUCUACACCCACACAGCUUCAACCACAUCGAUGGGCUCCCAUUCAGAUCCUUACCGGCACAAUCCGAAUCAUAUAGCUUCACCUUUAUCCACACCCUCAGCCAUAAGCACAGGUACACAGCUCCCAGGGGCGAGCCUCCCAGCCCAGGUCGACAGACUCCAGUUUGCCGGGCUAGCACACUAAAAACAGCUGUGUAGACAGUGCUUUGCCGCUGCAGCUUGGACUGAAACUUGGGCUCCUCGACUUCCAGUCCAAGCACUGUCUACACAGCUAUUUUUGGAGCACUAGCCCAGCAAGUAUCCUUGGAAUGUAGAGUCUGACUCUUGUGUUAAUUGCAGUCAGUUGCUAGAUGUGGAAGUUAAACUCCCUGUUCUGUAAAGACCCUGGUCUCCCUUUUUCAGUUUGUAAACACAUGGGCUAGGUUCAGCCUUUCCCAGUUCCCCAGGGACCAGUUUUGACCUCACUUACACUGGAAUGAUGCUGGUGCAACUCCAUUGUUCCAAUGGAGUUACUCCUGAUUUACAUCAGUGUAAGUGAGACCAGAACAAGCUUUGUGAUCUCCGAAAGAUCUCAAGUAUAAUUGUCAGUGGUUGUGAUACCAUUUCAUCUUAUUCCUUUAGCAUCCCAGGGUGAAUGUUAUCAGAUCAUCCUGUUUUGAAUACAGAUCUAGUCAUCUUGGUCUCUUUCACAGAAUCAUAGAAUAUCAGGGUUGGAAGGGACUUCAGCAGGUCAUCUAGUCCAACCCCCUGUUCAAAGCAGGACCAAUUCCCAACUAAAUCAUCCCAGCCAGGGCUUUGUCAAGCCAGGCCUUAAGACUCCUCCAAGGAAGGAGAUUCCACCACCUCCCUAGGGAACCCAUUCCAGUGCUUCACCACCCUCCUAGUGAAAAAGUUUUUCCUAAAAUCCAACCUAAACCUCCUCCACUGCAACUUGAGACCAUUACUCCUUGUUCUAUCAUCUGCUACCACUGAGAACAGUCUAGAUCCAUCCUCUUUGGAACCUCCCUUCAGGUAGUCGAAAGCAGCUAUCAAAUCCCCCCUCAUUCUUCUCUUCUGCAGACUAAACAAUCCUAGUUCCCUCAGCCUCUCCUCAUAAGUCAUGUGCUCCAGCCCCCUAAUCAUUUUUGUUGCCCUCCGCUGGACUCUUUCCAAUUUUUCCACACUCUUUAACUUGCUUCUGCCUGAUCCAGCCCCAUAAACACUCCCUUCUUCUUCAGUUGUUUUGCGUAAGUCAUUAGACAGCAAGGCCUCCCUGUCAUUGGUAUCACUCAUUUCUAGUCCCUGCUCUUUCUGCUGUAACUAUCGGCAGAGGGCGUAACCGGAACAGAACACAGCAUUUCAGUCAGGGAUGUACCAAUGACUUACAAAUGGCAUGAUCAGCUUUUCAGUAUUAUUGUCCACAGCACUCUUUGCAGUGAUGCCCAGGUCUCGGUCUCUGUGACUUGACCUUACACAUCCCUGCUGUCACCCUUUCUCUCCACCCCCGCUCUGCCCCCUGGAAUGAAUCAUUUUCCGUAUUUUUUUAUUCCCUUUGUUUUAAGAUCUUUAAGAAGUUUUCUAAGACCCCGGUGCAGCCAUACUGGCUCUUCUCUUCCUUCCCUGCUGUGGCCUUAUCCAGACUAGGACAAAGGUGAGUUUUUUAAAAAUCAUGUUGGCUAAUACAUUUUAAUUAAGUGCUAUUUAAAAACGCAUUAGCCACUAAUGUAGAUAGGUUCUAACUCCUUUAAAAUGUGUUAGCUGAUUGUGGCCAGUCCUAGCCCAUUCCAAGAGUUCAUGUCAGCCGGCUAACAUGUGGGAAAAUACCACUUGCCCUGUCUACUCCAACGUUUUGAGCUGUUAGUUCACCCUAUUUUAAAAGCACCUCUUUCUCCAUCCAGACAAGGCCUGGGAUUGGGAACCCCCUGCCCCCAUAGCAAGUAAGCAGGAGUAGAGGCGAGUCUAGGGAUGAAGGUGUGAGCGUAGGGGGCAGGUGGAAACUGAGAAGCACAUGUCCUGCUGCCUCUUUGGCAGAAGGGGGAAAGACAAGCAACAGGCCCAGGAACCAGUAGGGUUUUUCAUGAGGGAAGGAGCAGAGAAGGGGGCAGGGAGUGAAGGGCUGAAUCCCAGGCAGAGAGGAGCAGCUGGAGCCACUGCUCUUUUAAUGGAGGUGGGAAAGGAGGUGAGGGACUCAGCCAUCUGCAGGUGGUGCUGGAAGGCUUCCUGCUCCCAAGAGAGGCAAUAGCAGCAGGAACAACAAUGGCUGGUCCAUGUCAGCAGGCUGGAGAGCAGCAAGAACUGACUUGGCUGGAGGACUGGGAUCAGCAGAAACCUGUAGGGAACAUAGAGGGUUCAGAGGCCCCUUGAUGAUGGGGGAGCUUGGAGGCCCCGGGCACUGUUCAGAAACCCCCUCUUCAGCUUCAGUGCUGCUUCCCAUCUGUGCUGGUCCCACUAAAUGCAGCCCAUACCCACCUGCAGGAUCCCCAGGCAACCACUUAAGUUUUCUCCUUUUAGAGCUGUCCCAUUAGAGUGCGAUUGAACAGGGAUGCUGGGCUUUUAAGCCCUGUGUAGCCUCUAUGGCUCAUUUAACCUUUCUGAGGCUGAGAAAUUUCCUUGUUCCUCUUGAAUUCUCUUUCUCUCCUCCCCUCAAGGUCACUCAAGACCACUCCUCCGCAGGCUGGAGGUAGGAGGGGUCAGCAUGGAGGAGCCUUUCAUGUUUGCAGUCUCAUUGCCAGGUUAUUUUCAUAUGUCCUUGGCUGCUUCCUCCACCCUCUGCCUGGAGAACCCACCCACUUCCUCUUUCGAUUCACUACCUUCUCCUCUUGAUUUCUACCUCGUAGCUAAUUGCUCCGCUGUGUUCCCCCAACAAACUACCUCUCUCAGUUUGUCAAUAACUAAUUAUCCUUUAUCCUGCUUGGGUUCUCCAGCUUCCCACAGCAAAUCCAGCUGUCUGCCUCCUCCACGUGUUUUCUGGUCUUCUCGCUCGGCCUUAUGCAAAGGGCUCUUGGGUGUAAAGACAAGCAAAGCAGCCCUUGCCCCUGCGUCCAUUAGCUGUACGUACCAGCCCCUUUCCACCAUUGCCCCACGCACAUAGACACUCGUUUCUUCUCACACCAAACCUGUCCAGCAGGCCACAGGAAGUGUAUGUGGAUGCUCAACUCCUUGGGGCAGCAACUGUGACCAGAAUUAGACCUCUGAAUGGGGAAGAUUUUCAACAAGAAAGCAGCGACCUGCCCAUUUACAAGUGAAAGUCCCAUCUGUGCCUUUGAAAAAAACCUCACUUAGGGGCCAAACGUUAGGCAUCAACACUUGAAAAUGUUGCCAUUUGUUCUUACUUGCUAUUAAAGAUGGUCAACAUUUUUGAAAUAAAAGGUUUUCCAUUGAAAAAAAUAGCUUUUCCCCCCAUGUGAAAUAUUUCAUAAACUUUGUUGUUAUUGAAAUGGUUCGUUUUCUCUGGAAUUUGGGGAGAAAUUUUUAAUUGACAUUUUUAAUCUAAAACUUUCGUUUGUCAAAAAGUCAGGUUUUGGCAAAAACAUAAGGGCAAUAUUGGUUUUGAUAAAAGAUUAGCUAAAAAACUUUGAUUUGAAACAAGGCACAAAAUUCCUGAAAAAUGGAAAAGGUUUCAUUUCAAACCAAAUGAAAUUUGUUAUGAAAUUGUGUUGCUUCCUUUUUUGACCAGAUCCGUUUGCUGUUUAAAGAAUUGUGCGCUGCAUCCUCAUUAUGCAAAACAGAGCCACCAAAACCUACUAUGCGGAAGAAGCAAUUAUGUAUGGCAUGGAAAGAGAAUCUAAGCUUAACACUCAGUAAUAUGCAUGGACUGUCUUAUUUAUUGUGAAUGCCAUGAGCAUGUUGCAAUGCAUAAUGAAUAGAUCUCUGCGCAGAUUCUCCUGCAGUUACAUACACACAGUUGCCACUGGAUUUAACAGGAACUAAGUGCAAACCAAUGUGAGAGAAUCAGGCCUGGGUCUACAUUAUAUCCCUCCUGACUGUAAUCAGCUGUAGGGCAUUCAAUUGGGGCACUCCCAGAAUGCCUUUUUUCCCCUUUUUCCUGUUGUUCCUUUCAGAAUUUUUAAAUUAGCAAUAAUUAGACUGAUUAUAAUGAAGCCCCUCCUGAGAGGGUAAUGAGUGAUUGUGAACUGUGGGAGGAGCAGGCAGUGUGUGAGGAUCUGUGUGAGAAGGGAGAUGAGACAUUUUCUUAUCUAUUGUUAUCAUCUGUACUGACAAAUGUUCUGAUUGUAGGUGGCUAAUCUUCCUUUCCUCACUGUAGAUGCUUAUAGGGGGAAUCUGCAUAUUCAUCUAGUGCUCUGAAUGGAUGAAUGUAAAUGUAACCUGAAUAAUAAAGACCAAGCUUCCAGCUGAUAA